Molecule: messenger RNA, 1217 nt
Organism: Cuculus canorus (common cuckoo)
Lineage: Eukaryota; Metazoa; Chordata; Aves; Cuculiformes; Cuculidae
Gene: RPAIN
Product: RPA interacting protein
Exons: 6
Coding region: 7-768 (253 amino acids)
Biological process (GO): protein import into nucleus
Cellular component (GO): nucleus; PML body
Source: RefSeq, a predicted model, not a curated record
GCGGCGAUGGCGUCUCCGCAGCGGGCGCGCUGCAAGGCCGCGGCGGCGCAGCCCGGGAGGGGGUUCUGCCGCCGGCUGCGGGGGGCUACGCCGCCGUGGAAGGAGGCCUACCGCCACCGCUGCAUGGAGAGGCUGAGGAGCAGCCGGGCGCAACUGCUGGAGCGGUACCGGCGCGGCGCAGAGGAUGGCACGGCACGGGGUGCGCUGCUGGUGCCCGAGGUGAUGGAGCAGGAGUGGCAGGCGCUGCAGGCUGGCGGGGCAGCCGAGGGCCUGGCCCAGAUGCCGGAGGAUCCUGAUGAGCUGGCGGUACUGGAAGAGAUCCAACAAGAACUGAUCUUAAAAGAGCAGUCGGUUAUAGAAGAGUACGAGCGAAGCCUGCAGUUUGAUGAAGAAUGUCUCAACGCAAUGCUUGAUGGCUUGGAUGCCAGCGACAAGGUCAUCUGCCCAGUGUGCAGAAAGAAUAACCUGACUGUGAGGAAUCACUUGGUUUUUUGCCAGUGUGGAUUAUACAUCACCACGCAGUGUCUCUCAGGGUAUGACAGAGGGAAAGCUUCGAGCACUCCUAGAAAACACCGUGACAGAGCACAGUCAUCGGUGCUUCCACAACCCAGAGUUCACCGUGACCAGCGGAAUGGAGGAAGAAACCAGUCUCCUCAUGAGCUGCCCGGUGAGUCUCAGUGCCAGUUUCCUCAAAAUGACCUCUGCCUGGAUCCACUUCUCCAUACCAUGGGCAGAAACCAAAAGUCCAUUGAUCUGAGGGUGUGGUGAUGCUGUGUUCCCACAAAAUUCCUUGGAAAUGGCUUUACUUUUGACCCCCCCCAUUACUGUAAAAGAGCCACAUCACACAACUCACCCUAACAGCUCAAUUAGGGAGCCUUCCAAGGACCUGUUAGUCUUGGUGACUUCCCUUUCUCACACUUUAGCCAACAACUUCCAAGUUUUUUAUGGAGCACAUGUUCAGACAAGUUGUUUGUGAAGAAAUUUUAACAAUUACUUUAGUUUAAGCCUCUUCUAAAGGCUCACCCACACCUCAGAAAACACACGCCAUCCCUUCGACUCCAACUAGGGUUGGCAUGUUCCUAGCUCUGCUACUCAAGUAAAAUUGCUGUCUGUACCAACACAGGGAGGACAGCUUCAGGAACGGAGCAUUUCAAAUAGUUUUGAACAUUACUAAUUCAUUUUAUACAUUGCUGUAGCUUCUCUGUUUGACUUACCUU